AUGGCCUCCAAUGCCCAGGCGUUUCCUGAGGAGAAAGUAUCCUCCAGGCCCCCCUCUAACUUCGAUCCAGGCAGCUAUGUUGAAGUGACUGAUCCAACCACCCACUUACCCUCAAAAGUAUUGAUACAAGACAUUACUGUGGAGCUACACUGCCCCCUGUGUAAAGAUUGGUUCCGCGAUCCACUGAUGCUGAACUGUGGUCACAACUUCUGCCAAAGCUGUAUCCAAAACUACUGGAAAAUGCAUGCAAAGGAAACGUUCUGUCCUGAGUGUAAGAUGCUGUGCCAGUAUAGCAGCUGCACAUUCAACCUUGUGCUGGAGAAGCUGGUGGAGAAGAUCAAGAAGUUGCCCCUGCUCAAGGGCCAUCCGCAGUGCCCAGAGCACGGAGAGAACCUGAAACUGUUCAGUAAGCCAGAUGGGAAACUCAUCUGCUUUCAAUGCAAGGAUGCACGGCUGUCUAUGGGGCAGUCUAAGGAUUUCCUGCAAAUCUCUGACGCUGUCCGUUUCUUCACGGAGGAGCUUGCCAUCUAUCAUAACCAACUUCAGGCAACCGUGAAGGAGCUUCAGUCUCUCAGAACGAUGCAGAAAGAUGCUAUUGCUGCUUACAAGGACAACAAGCUACAACUGCAACAAUACCUUUCCUUGGAGUUUCUAAAGCUGCAUCAGUUCCUGCACAACAAAGAAAAGGACAUUCUAAAUGACCUCCGGGAUGAGGGAAAACUCUUGAAUGAGGAGAUGGAGGUGAAUUUGAACCAGAUUCAGGAGCAGUGUCUCCUUGCCAAAGACAUGCUGGUGAACAUUCAGAUACGGAUGGAACAGCAGAACUCAUUUGACUUCCUCAAAGACAUCACGAAGCUCCUAGAAAACACAGAGAAAGGAAUGAAGGCAUUCUCACCCAGACAAGUUAUCGCCAAAAAGCUGAACACAGGUGUCUUCAAAGGUCCCACCCAGUAUAUGAUCUGGAGGGAAAUGCAGUCCGUUCUCAGUCCAGGUUUAACUCAACUAACUCUGGAUCCUAAAACAGCUCAUCCAAAUCUGGUGCUAUCCAAAAGCCGGACCAGUGUAUAUCAUGGUGAUGUUAAGCAGGUAAUGCCUGAUGAUCCAGAGAGGUUUGAUUCAAGCGUGGCGGUACUGGGCUCAAAAGGCUUCACCUCUGGAAAGUGGUACUGGGAAGUAGAAGUAGCAAAGAAGACCAAAUGGACAGUUGGAGUCGCCAGAGAAUCCAUCAUUCGAAAAGGGAGCUGCCCUCUGACCCCAGAGCAAGGAUUCUGGCUUUUAAGACUAAGGAACCAAAAUGACCUAAAGGCUCUGGAUCUGCCUUCCUGUAGUCUGAAAAUGGCUGUUCUCAACCGGGUGGGUGUGUACCUAGAUUAUGAGGGAGGGCAGGUGUCCUUCUAUAAUGCUGCAACCAUGGACCAUCUGUACACCUUCAGUAGUCUUUUCACGGAGAAACUUUUCCCUUACUUCUGCCCCUGCCUUAAUGAUGGUGGGGAGAAUAAAGAACCAUUGCACAUCGUACAGCCACAGUAAUUAGUCAUACUAUUGUAUAAAUUCAGAGCGUUAUUAAAGUAUUGAAAUAGUUUACCAAUUUCACUGCAUUCUCUUUCCAAUUUAUGGGGAACUCAAAGUAACAAAAGCAGGAUUCGGAAGCUGACAUGUCAGUUUCAUAUAUGGAUUUUGUUUCGCUGAGCCUUUCAAGAUAACAUUCUACUUCUCUGGGAUCUUCUAAGACACAGGAGCUACCCUGAGUGUGGUCCUCAUGUCUUGUUUCUGAAGCAAGGAGCAUAAUGAUCCUAAGAAGGAUGGAUUUUCACAUCGGCACUCUUCUUCCUGUUUAAUCAUUCCCCCCACGCCCCCCAGACUCAUAUUUAAUUAUAAAAUUCUAUCUCAUCUCUUUUCCAAAACAUGUUGCUAUAAAUUUGAAAAUUUGCUUCAGAGACUUAAAGCAGAAAAUGACCUGAAUUAGUUAUAAUCUUGUCUUCUGGCAGUCUCUCAACCACUUUUCAGCCUAGCAAAUCUUUGGUUCCUUUUCAUCCUCUCAGUUAUUUUUUCCUGCCUUUUUAGUGAGAGCUAUCUGUUUCUCUUACAUUAAGAUAUAGCCAUAUUUUCACCUGAUUUUGAAUCUGUCCUUUUUCAUAAGCCUUGUCUACAUUUUAAUUAACAGUAUUUUUCAUCCUACUCUCUUCACUACGUUCACUCUCUAGCUUGUUCCUUCUUUCUAGGUCUAGAGUUCUCAAAAUCCCCAGUACUCUUGAUAAAAUGGCCCUAGUUCCUCUCCUUGGGAUUCCCUUUCUAAAACUGCUUUUAUAUACAACAUGUAUACAUUUAUAAUAGAUGACUUUGGUAACUAGUGUGAUGUGAUUAAAAGGCUGCAUUUAAAACUUAAUAUUUUUAAACAAAAUAUCUUAUUUUUUCACUUAAUGUAUAUGCAUGUGUGUCUGAGUAUAUGCCACAUGGAUGCAGGUGCCUGUGGAGUUAUAAGUGGUUGUGAACUGCCUGAUGUGGCUGCUGGAACCAAACUUGGGUCCUCUGACAGAGCAGUAAAUGCUCUUAACCACUGAGCCAUUUGUCCAGCUCCUUCGUAUGUUGUCUAACAACUUCACUUCAACCAGAAUGUUUCGAGGAUGCAUUUUGAGCCUGGAACUUUGCUAGAUGUUGUCCCCUAUCAACUAACAUAUUCUUCUUAAUUAUUUUUAAAAAUACUAAAAAUACACAAUAAUGAAAGCAGGUGAUAGAUAUGUAGAGGUUUUCUGAGAAUGCUAAUAAAAAAUACUAAGCUUUAGAACCCAACAGUAAUGAAACACUGGCGGCUCCUGUGUGCUUCUUUCAGUCUUCAAGUAUUUGGUACCCUAUGCUUUGUAUGGAAACAUAGAUACAGGGCUGGAGAGAUGGCUCAGCAGUUAAGAGCACUUACUGCUCUUGCAGAGGACCCCACAGGGCUGCUUACAACCACCUGGACUUUCAGUUUCAGGGGAUCUGAUGCUUUCUUCUGACUUCGUCAGGUUCCUGAACACGUGUGAUACGCAUACUCAGGCAUACGCACAUACCAACAAAGAAUACAUAAAUAUUAUUUUUUAUAGAAGAAUUAUUUUAAAAAUAUAAACUGUAGCUGGUUUUCCUAUACAUGUAUAUUUUACUUUUUAUUAAAUAUUCAUGUAUUCCUAAAAUAUGUAUCUUCAUUUUACCACUUCUUUUGAACUUGAAAAUAAAUGGUAUCAUGUUGUUUGUCUUCCUGAGCUUUUUGAAAAUUCAAAAUUAUGAUGUACUAGUAUUCCUUCCCUUCUCCAUGGUUUAAUGUUUCACAGCUACAAUUACCUAUAGUCAUCUGUAGUCUGAAAACAUCAAUGGGAAAUUCCAGACGUAAAUGACACAUUAAUUUAAAAUUGUGUUUCUGAGCAUUGGAGGUGUAACUCAGUGGUAGAGCAUUUGCUUAUCAUAUAUGAGGUUUUGGGUUCAAUCCCCAGCACUAAAUAAACAAGUAAAUAAAUAAAAUCUGUAGUUCUGAGUCGUGCGAUAAUAUCUUAUGCCCAUCUGCUUCUUCCACUUGAGAUAGAGUAGCAUAUCCUCAGUGUAUGCAUUGACGUGAAUUCUGUGUCUUGGUAGUUGAGAGAAAACACAUUAACUUUUGUUCAGUAUAUUCUUAUAACUGUUCUAUUUUAUUAUUAGCUGUCAAUCUCUUACCUCAUAUAUAAAUUAAAUUGUCGUAGCGAUCUAUGUAUAGUGGUGGAAAGCAGUAUAGUAUAUAGUAUAUGCAGGGUCAAGAACUGCAUAUAUAUAGGGUCAAGGCUGCUAGCAUCCCCUUGGGAUGCUGAAAAGCAUCCCCUGUGCAUAAGGAGAACUAUUGUAUUUCGUCAUGUAAAAAAAUCCACUAGCAAUUGAAGGUCACUAGCGGAUAAAGGCAGCCUGACGACCUGAUUUGAUCCCUAGGACUCACAUGGAAGGACAGAACUGACUCCCUUAGGUUGUCCUCUGACCUCCACAUGCAAGCCAUGUCACCCUUCAAAUUAAGAAGUAGAUGUAAAGGAGAGGUAGUAAUUUAAAUACCCAGUGUACAGUGACUGUUUCCACGUUUCCUUUCUGUUAUUGUUGCUCUAAGCAAUUAAGCUGCCAUAAACAGUCAUGUGUGGCAUAUGUGCCAUAAACAGUCUUAUGUGGACCGCUGUAUGUGUACACGGGGGUAAGGGCUUCCUUAAGAGUGUACGUGAUGAAUGCUGGGGGACAUCAGACACAUAGCUUUAAGUAACGCUGACCUAUUGAUCAAAGCGGGAGAAGGAAUUCCUGUGACGGUCUUUGCCAAACACUUUUUAUUAGCAAGGGACAUACUGUUAUAUCGUUGUGGUUUUAAUUUCCCUAACUACCAUGUGAUUAGGCAUCUUUUCUGUGUUUAUUGGCCAUUUGUGAGUCUUUUACAGAAAAGUCUAUUCAGAUGUCUGCUGAAGUUCCUAAUUAGGUCAUUUCUCUCUUACUGUUUCAUAGGGCUACUUAAAUAUAUAUCCUGGGUACUAAUCCUUUGUUGAUUAUUUACGCUGCAGGUACCUUCCCCGUUUUGUGACUUUGUGUAUAU
Molecule: messenger RNA, 4564 nt
Organism: Meriones unguiculatus (Mongolian gerbil)
Lineage: Eukaryota; Metazoa; Chordata; Mammalia; Rodentia; Muridae
Gene: Trim69
Product: tripartite motif containing 69
Exons: 7
Coding region: 1-1530 (509 amino acids)
Molecular function (GO): protein binding
Source: RefSeq, a predicted model, not a curated record